Molecule: messenger RNA, 1432 nt
Organism: Rhopalosiphum maidis (corn leaf aphid)
Lineage: Eukaryota; Metazoa; Arthropoda; Insecta; Hemiptera; Aphididae
Exons: 8
Coding region: 383-1315 (310 amino acids)
Source: RefSeq, a predicted model, not a curated record
UGCGACGGCGAUCGUGCCGUGGGCUGAGAUAGGUUUCGGUAUAUAGUAAUAACAAUACAUAUUACCAUUUACCAUUUGUCAUUAUUAUUAUUACGACAGUUUCGUACGCGCCGCUGUUCUAGUGCACUGCGUAUCGUCGAUCUCGUUAGUGCUCGCGCGCCUGACCGACUGUUCUCCGCACGCGAUAUUUUAACAUUAUAAUUGUUGCAUUGGAUUUAUUAUUCGUUUUUAUAUUUUUUUUUGCCGACGUCGUUGUCUCGUCUCACGCGCGUCCCAUGAGACGAACACCACUGCCGUCGCCGUCGACCGUCCACUCCGCCGCCGCGCAACGACCGCCGCGUAAUUGAGGAUCGGCUGUAGCGCCGCGGGGACGACGGACGCUAUGAAUCGCUGUCCAGUGAUGAACCCGCAGUACGAUGUCGGGCGGCAGUCCCGGUGCCCGGCGGCGGCGGUACCUAAGCCGUCGCCCGACACCGACGACCUGCACGCCUUUGAACGGAUUGUCGUCAUGUUCGUACAGCUUAAGAACUACCUGGGCUCGUACUGGCUGGUCCCGUGGUUUUUCGUCUACAUCUACCCCAGCGUACUCGUCUACGAAUCUUACGGUUUUAUUGGUCCUUUUGUUUAUUGCAACAUUGUUCAGAUACUAUUUUUUAUUGUAUUUGAAUUUUGGGAUGAAAGUUUUAAUUGGACACCAUUACAUGAUACCAUUAAGACAUAUUCAUCACAAAUUCUUGGACAUCAUCACAUAACAAAAAGUGUUGAUGAAAUGAUUUUGUUUUGUAUUUGGGUUUUAUCUUGGGCUGCAGUCCCUUCUAUAUGUUAUGCAAAUGAACAUAUAUUUGAAUUACCCAUUGAUCGUCUGGAACGGUUAACUUCAUAUGUAUCUAUGAUGACUGUAACAUUCGUAAUGGCUUAUAUUAUAAUUUUACUUUGGAUUGACAUGAAUUUGUUAGAACUAAAAUCAAAUAUAAAUGAGCAUAAUACAAAUUCAAAAGUGUCAUCGUGUAAUUAUGAGCUUAUUGAUGAUUUAAUUGAACCUGAUGACAUACCUGAUUUGGAAACUGUAUUUGAAGACAUCUCUAUCACUAAUGAAUUCAAAAUUGAUAAAGCAUUUAUGGAUUUCUCAGAAGCAGUAAAUGAAAAUAUUAUUGAAAGUGAAGAAUUUCGUAACUGUACAACAGUGGAACAAGGUGAAGAAGCUAAAGAACAAGAAAUGGAUGUUAUAUCUUUAUCAUCAAGCACAUUAAGUGACUUUGAUGUAAUAACUGAAGAGGAAAUAGAUUUACUUAAAAAUCAUUUAAUACCACCGUAAAUUGAACGAUUGAUCUCAAAUUUGUAUUAAAAAUAGUCAAAACCAUAACAGUGUCAUUUUAUAAUCAAAUUUCUGUUAUUUAUUUAUCAAAUGAAAACUAAUUUUUUGUUUUUUACA